CGGAAAUGAGUCGCCGCGCAAGCGCAAAGGCAUCACUCCACUGUCAACAUGGCGCUAGCAAAGUCCGUGUACAAUCUGCUCUUCAGGAGAACGUCCACUUUCGCCGUAACCAUCAUGGUCGGCGCUGUCUUCUUCGAGCGAAUAUUUGACCAAGGCGGAGACGCGAUCUUUGAGCAAAUGAAUCGCGGGAAACUAUGGAAACACAUCCAACACAACUACGAGAGCAAGGAGGAAUAAUGGGGACACCGGUUUGCAGAGGCUGAAGGUGACAUCAUCCUGCCUGCUUGGACUUCACUCACUUAUCCACCACCGAACUAAAUAACAAACAUGGACCGAUGUGCUUUACAUUGGGCCCAAAGUUUGAGCAGACCACCGCCAAGAUAGAGCAGUGGACCCCCGCCACUUCAUUCUCCCCACUCCUGUCAUUUGUGCUGCGAUUAUUGUCAUCGCCCCAUAUUGUAAAUGAUUAAACAUGUUGCUGUCAAGGGAUUGUGCUACCGUUGUUUCCUUGCAUUAUUAUUAUUAUUAUCAUUAUUAUUAUUCAUCUCAGUCUUUUCCUACCCGCGUAGAGCCAAGACACAUUAAAAAUUGUCACUGCCCAUCAAAAAAUGUCACGAAGCGGAAAUAGUCAACCUUUUGUCUCAGCUUACUCACAAAUGCACUUAUUGUGAAAUGUUUAAGUAGACACAGCGAUGACUUUGGUGGCUGAAUGUUUAUCCAACUAUUUUUU
Messenger RNA from Syngnathus acus (greater pipefish), 730 nucleotides. It is a transcript of the gene uqcr10, whose product is annotated as cytochrome b-c1 complex subunit 9. The transcript is spliced from 2 exons. The record is from RefSeq and is a predicted model, not a curated record. NCBI's taxonomy places the organism in Eukaryota, Metazoa, Chordata, Actinopteri, Syngnathiformes, Syngnathidae. Bases 49 to 237 code for a protein of 62 amino acids. Gene Ontology annotation, biological process: mitochondrial electron transport, ubiquinol to cytochrome c.